CUGCACUUCAUCUUCUUCAUCUUGUUGGUGUUUUUGUUUUUAUAGUUGUUUUUAACUAUGGUUUGAAUCUUUAAAGUAAUCCAUGAUAAAUAAAUUGAUCUUUUUCUCAGAUCUGUCAUAUGUAUAUAGUCUUCUCUGAUAUGUGCUUUCUCUUCUUUUUUCACCUCCUGUACUAUUCAUCAUGUACUUGUGGUGAUGGAAGGAGUUCCCAUCAUCUGUAAAAAAGUUUAUUUUUUCAAUCAGGAAAGAAACAUCAUAGCUUGAACAUGAACCCAGCAAACUAAACAGAGGUUUGUAAUGCUUCAUAUUGUUUGCGAAUGAUUUUGGAUUCAGGAGUUAAUAUUUUUGCAAUCAAGCUGCUGUAAUUCCUAACAUAGACGAUAUACAACAAGAGAACUUCGUGCCUCGGCACUUUGGAAACUCUACUAGGUCACAGAUGGAUAACCUCAAACUCAGAGGAUUGCAAAAUCAAACUACUAGGCCAAAUGCCUCAAAUCCUGGCCUUGACACUUCCCUGCAAAGUCAAAUUAGGGGUUUAAAUACUCAACAAGUCGGAUAUGAUUCAUUUUGGAAUUAUGUUGAAGAAAGGGCUGAUGAUAGUAGAAUGAAGUGUAAGUUUUGUCCACAUACAUAUGCCAUUAAAACUUCCAUUUCAAGGAUCAAAUGGCAUUUAUCAGGAGAAGAAGGGCAUGGUGUUGCCAUUUGUCGUGGGGUGUCUAAAGAAGUUCAAGAAGCAGCCUUUCUAGCUAUGUGUGGUGGCAACAAAAGACUUAAAAGGACAGAAAGUUCAAUCAAUGCUAAUGAUUCUAGAAUUUCAACUUGUCCACAAGAACAAGACAUUAAGAUUGAAAAUAUGGGAGGAGGUAUUGGAAGGGUACAAAUAGAAGUUCAGGUUGUAGAACCUGGAGUAGAGGAAGAGAGAAUUUCUUCACAAGCAAUAGCAAGAAACGACAAAGUAAGCUCCAACUCCGAGGAUGACCUCCAAGUCACAGGAUUGCAAAUUCAAACUGCUAGACCAAAUGCCUCAAAUCCUGGCCUUGACACUUCGCUGCAAAGUCAACUUAGGGGUUUAAAUACUCAACAAGUUGAAAUGGUUGGAUCAAAGGAUCCAUUUUGGAAUUAUAUUGAAGAUAUGGCUGAUGGUAGCAUGAAGUGUAAGUUUUGUCCACAUACAUUUUCCAAUAAAACCUCCAUUUCAAGGAUCAAAUGGCAUUUAUCAGGAGAGGAAGGGCAUAAUGUUGCCAUUUGUUGUGGGGUGACUAAAGAAGUUCAAGUAGCAGCCUUUCUAGCUAUCUGUGGUGGCAAGAAAAGACUUAAAAGCACAGAAAGCUCAAUCAAUGUUAAUGAUUCUGGAAUUUCAACUUGUCCACAAGAACAAGACAUUAAGAUUGAAAAUAUGGGAGGAGGUAUUGGAAAGGUACAAAGAGAAGUUCAACUUGUAGAACCUGGAGUAGAGGAAGAGAGGAUUUCUUCACAUGCAAUAGCAAGAAAUGAAGAAGUAAGCAUGACCGGAGUGAGAGCACAUGAAGAUAGAGUUUCCAAAGAGGCACUUGAGAGUAGACUGAGGACAGAACCAGUGGAUCGAGCGUUGGAACAAAGCAAUGCAGUACUUGGCAAUUUGGCAGGGUGUGCUGGAAGGAUACAAGUGGGAGUUCGGGGCAUGGAAAAAGGUCCCGGAGAAGAGAGAAUUCAGUUGCAUUUACAAACAGAAAAUGGCAUAGAAAACGCUGGUGAAGAAUUUUUUCAGCAUGAUGCAUUUGAGAGUAUACCAAGAACAGGGAAAGUGCAGCUUCUGGAGCCGCGAGGAGAUUCAUCCCAAUUUUGUCUUGACAUUGAAAGAUGUUAUGAUCAACCUUGUGCUGCAUCAGUAAAAAAUGAGGUAACUAUGCAUGGUGAGCAGGACAUGGUUAGAGUGAGGACAGAACCAGUGGAGGAGGAGGAGGAUGUGGAGAGUAGUGGAAGAUCAGUAGUGCAGGCUGGCGCAGGAGCUAGAUCUUCUAAAAGUCUGAAAGACAACAAUUCUACAGGAGUUCCAUUACCUACUAGCUCUACAAAGCCAGUGGGUCAAGCAUUCGAAGAGAAUACGAAGGUGAUAUGGUCUUUGUUAAUAGAUGAUGAAGUCCCAACCAUUGGUGUUUAUGGGAUGGGGGGAGUUGGUAAAACAACAAUACUGCAACAUAUCCAUAAUGAACUUCUACAAAGACCAGAUAUUUGUGAUCAUGUUUGGUGGGUGACCGUGUCUCAAGAUUUCAGCAUUAAUAGAUUGCAGAAUGUUAUUGCUAAACUUCUUGAUCUUGACCUUUCAAGGGAGGUUGAUAAUCUGCAUAGAGCUGCCAAAUUAUCAGAAGAACUAAUGAAGAAACAAAAAUGGAUUCUUAUUUUAGAUGAUUUGUGGAAUAGUUUUGAGCUUCAAAAAGUGGGAAUUCCUGUCCGGUUGAAAGGAUGCAAGUUGAUUAUGACAACUAGAUCAGAAACAAUUUGUCAUCAGAUGACUUGCCAACACAAAAUCAAAGUAAAGCCACUUUCUGAGGGAGAAGCUUGGAAUUUGUUCAUGGAGAAACUUGGAUGUGAUAUAGCACUUUCACCAGAAGUUGCAAAAGCUAUUGCUAGGGAAUGUGCUGGUUUGCCUUUGGGAAUUAGUACAGUGGCAAGAAGCUUAAGGGGAGUUGAUGACCUACAUGAGUGGAGAAAUGCAUUGAAGAAAUUGAGAGAAUCUCAAUUUAGAGACAAGGAAGUAUUCAAGUUAUUGAGGUUUAGUUAUGAUCGGUUAGGUGAUUUAGCACUUCAACAAUGUCUCUUGUAUUGUGCAUUAUUUCCUGAAGAUUGUGAGAUUGAAAGGGAGAUGUUGAUAGGUUAUUUGAUCGAUGAGGGAAUAAUUAAAGGAAUGAGGAGCAGGAAAGAUGCAUUUGAUGAGGGCCACACGAUGCUUAAUAGACUCGAACGUGUCUGCCUAUUAGAAAGUGCUCAAAUGACACAUUUUAAGAUGCAUGACUUGAUUAGGGACAUGGCCAUUCAUAUACUGCUAGAGAACUCUCAAGUCAUGGUGAAAGCAGGUGCACAAUUAAAAGAGUUGCCAGAUGCAGAGGAGUGGACAGAGAAUCUCACAAAAGUCUCACUAAUGCAAAACCAAAUUAAAGCAAUUCCUUCCAGCUAUUCACCUAGGUGUCCCUAUCUAUCAACUCUAUUGCUUUGUCAAAAUCGUUGGUUGGGAUUUAUUGCAGAUUCAUUUUUCAAGCUAUUGCAUGGGCUCAAGGUCCUCGAUCUGUCUUGCACAGGUAUUAAAAAUUUGCCAGACUCUGUCUCUGAUUUGGUGAGUCUCACUGCAUUAUUGCUCAAUGAUUGUUGGAAGUUAAGACAUGUUCCAUCAUUAAAGAAGCUCAGGGAACUGAGAAGGUUGGAUCUCUCUUGCACUACACUUGAAAAGAUGCCUCAAGGAAUGAAAUGCCUAGCCAACCUAAGGUAUCUUAGAAUGAAUGGAUGUGGUGAAAAGGAGUUUCCUAGUGGGAUAUUACCAAACCUCUCUCACCUGCAAGUCUUUGUACUAUAAGAGUUUUUUAAGGAUUUUUAUGCUCCAAUAACAGUUGAAGGAAAGGAAGUAGGAUCCUUAAGAAAUUUGGAAACUUUGGAAUGCCAUUUCAAAGGUGUCUCUGACUUCGUGGAUCAUCUCAGAUCUCGGGAUGGGAUCCUAUCAUUAAGCACAUACAAAAUUUCAAUAGGAAUGGUGGAUGAAGAUUUUUGGGAAUACAUUGAUUUUUUUCCAAGUAAAACAGUUGGGUUGAGUAAUGUGUGUAUCAACGGAGAUAGAGAUUUUCAGGUCAGGUUCUUAAAUGGCAUUCAAGGACUGGUUUGUCAAUGUAUCGAUGCAAAAAGUUUAUGUGAUGUUUUGUCAUUAGAGAAGGCAACUGAACUGGAGGAGAUCAGCAUUCGGGGUUGCAAUAACAUGGAGAGCUUGUUUUCAUCUUCUUGGUUCUGCAAUGCUCCACCACCAUUACCAUCGUAUAAUGGUGUCUUUUCUGGUCUUAAAGAGUUUUAUUGCCGUGAUUGUAAGAGUAUGAAGAAGCUGUUCCCACUUUUGUUGUUGCCAAACCUCGUAAACCUGGAAAUGAUUGAUGUUAGUGAUUGUGAGAAAAUGGAGGAGAUAAUAGGAACAACAGAUGAAGAAAGCAACGCCUGCAAUUCCAUCGCGGAGUUGAAACUCCCAAAGUUAAGAGCUCUGAGACUGAGAUAUUUACCAGAAUUGAAAAGCAUUUGGAGUGCAAAACUGAUUUGCAAUUCUCUUGAAGAUAUUACUGUAAUGUAUUGUGAGAAGCUGAAGAGGAUGCCAAUUUGUAUUCCGUUGCUUGAAAAUGGCCAGCCAUCUCCUCCCCCUUCUCUUAAAAAUAUCUAUUCAAGUCCAGAAGAAUGGUGGGAGACAGUAGUGGAGUGGAAGCAUCCUAAUACAAAGGAUGUCCUUCGUCCCUUCAUAAAAUUUUGGCCCUUAAUAUAAUAUAAUAUAAUAUAAUAUAAUAUUAUAGAAUAAAGGGUAAGCAUCAUCUUUUAUGUCAAGUUAAUUUCUGGUUGUUUGGACUCGUUAAGCGUUUAUUAGUAAGAAAUAUUUCUUGUUUA
Molecule: messenger RNA, 4605 nt
Organism: Populus euphratica (Euphrates poplar)
Lineage: Eukaryota; Viridiplantae; Streptophyta; Magnoliopsida; Malpighiales; Salicaceae
Product: probable disease resistance protein At4g27220
Exons: 3
Molecular function (GO): ADP binding; protein binding
Source: RefSeq, a predicted model, not a curated record